Messenger RNA from Marasmius oreades (fairy-ring Marasmius), 3317 nucleotides. RefSeq lists its product as uncharacterized. Gene Ontology annotation, molecular function: iron ion binding; oxidoreductase activity, acting on paired donors, with incorporation or reduction of molecular oxygen; monooxygenase activity. The record is from RefSeq and is a predicted model, not a curated record. Bases 1614 to 3317 code for a protein of 567 amino acids. The transcript has 12 exons. NCBI's taxonomy places the organism in Eukaryota, Fungi, Basidiomycota, Agaricomycetes, Agaricales, Marasmiaceae.
GGGUCACGCCCGGCCGCAGGUCAUUACACGUUUCCCAUCUAACCUUAUUCAAGACCGAGGAAUGCUCUGCAUCAUGACAUCCAAGAAUGAAGAUACUAUCUAUAAGCCAGAUCAGCUGGCCGAGGUACCCUCCUCAACUCCUUAGUCAAGGCUAAAUGUUCGUUCAAGUUCAAAUCAUGAUUUCUAGCCUGGGAGGAGGAGGAGUUUUUUUACACGUAGGGAAAGGUGUUGUGCUCAGGACCUCGUGGAUGUUCAAGGGUGUGGGGUCCGUCGCGUUGCGUCUCUUGAGACAUCCCUUACGGCUAUAAAUUUACGAUUUACAGGUUCUUUAUCGAGCAAUGAACUACUCAAGGUCGAGUUGUGCCUGCGGUUUCGACGCCCAAGAUGCCAUCGACACGAAGAUUUCUUUACCUUACGCCCGCCAGGAUUCGUCAGAAUAAUGCUCGCGGUACAUGGGCUGCUGUCCUAGCGCUUGUAAUUCGAACACGGCAUUCUCAACCUCAACGUCAGUGCCAUACUCCAAUCGGAGCUGCGUGCACUGCUCUACCAGUACACUUGGAGCUUACCAAAGAUGUCCUACCCGCUUUUCGUUCACAUUAACGACCUGAUCUCAGAGAGACGGUGCCGAGUGCUUCGAGUCAAUCUCUGUCGAUCCCCUCGGCUGGCUGAAGUCAGAAACCUAGUCUCCACUUCUUGCAAGUUUUGAAAUGUGUACUGAGGUAACGCAUAGCCUCAAGUAUUUUCACAUGACAAUGAUGUCGCCUUUCACAGUUCACGACUUCAAGCCCAGUGUUUCUUGACUUUGUUCUCCUAGCCAGACGUCCUUGUCGUUUGCGAUAUCUGUUGACAUGGCCUACGCGGUCCGUGAGGCGUCCACUUCCAAUGAGAUCGGAUGUCUGUAGCUGGUACGUGGGGUACAUUCAAAAGUACUGUGCAUUACACCAUUGAGCACUUUCUCAGCCUCCAGGGGGUUGAUUCACCCCUUUGGAUCAUUUGCAAGAAAGGGAGGGAGGGAGCCUGCGUGGGUGUUUCAAAAGUUGGGCCUUACCGUGUACCAGUAGUGAGCGUCAGUGACAUAUAAACCUGACCAGAGGGCCGUGACUGGGCUGUGUACUCGAACAAACUAUACCUUAAAGCUGCGCCUGUUCCUAUCCCUACCAGCAGUAGAGGUCUAGCUAUAAACUCUAUCUAACACAGGACUUACUACUUUACAGAUAUCAUCAAAACAUCCUGAAUUCAAAUCAUGAUCCAUGAUAACAUCACGUUUCACUCCCGGCAAUGGUUUGCCGCCGAAUCGCCUGUCAACUUGCCAUGCGCCGCUCAGAUGUGCAGACCUGUCAAUUAUCCAUAACUCUUGGAUAACUGCCAUGGAAGCGGGUUUUGUGGAGCGUGGGAUUUUGACAGCUUAAUGGAAGUCUGUGUUCACAGCCUCAUUCGCGCUCCCGGCAUACACAGACUUCUUUCAAAUUUGUUCCCAGAAUGAUUGAAAGGAAAACUCAAACGAUAUAAAUUGCGAAAGCAUAAAGACGAGUCACCGAGAAUUCAUCGUUACCCUUUUCAUCACGCUCUAAACACCUUUUCAUUCUUCGCUUCCCGCCCCCCUUCAUUCCAAAAUGGGAAGUACUAAUACGUUACUGCAGCUGAUUUUCUCGUCUGCAUUGUCGGGCGCUGCCAUUCAUCAACUCUUCAGAACUCAUGAACCGACGAGGGCAACACUUCCCCUCUACUUGACAUUACUCUUCCUGUCUCCUUUCUGUCUUUCCGUUGCCAUUUCAUCCGAUAAUUCCACACCACUAUCGACGCCACUCUCAUACAUUUCCUUCUUCGCAUGUUUAAUUGCAUCCAUCAUCACAUACCGCCUCUCGCCGUACCACCCUUUAGCAGAUAUCCCAGGACCUAGGUUGUUCAAGAUAUCUAAGCUGUGGAGAGCCUAUAUAUGUUGGACGGGAGAACAACAUCGGGCGUUGAAAGCGCUUCACGAUGAGUACGGAACUAUUGUUCGGACUGGUCCAAACGAGGUGUCAAUCAUUGAUGUUUUCUCUAUGAAAGCUGUAUUAGGUCCCGACGGGCUUCCGAAAGGUCAAGGAUACCAAGUCCGCCGAGACGUUCGAACCGAGGGAAGCCUACUCGAACUUAUUGGGGAUCCUCAUGCUGCUCGUCGAAGAAUAUGGAAUCGCGGUAUGAGUACUGAAUCACUUCGGGAGUAUGAAGUCAUCAUUGCGAGGAGAGCGAAUCAGCUUGUGGAGGCGUUGCAAGCUCGAGAUAAGAUUGAUUUGGCUAAGUGGCUGGGAUAUUUCACCGUUGAUUUCAUGGCUGACAUGGCAUUCGGAGGCACUGCCGGUCCUCAAAUGCUCGAGAACGGAUGUGAUAAACUCGGAUUACUCUCCUUAAUCGAAGUAGCCGCAAAGACCUCAGAAAUACUCACACAUAUCUCCUGGAUCUCGCUCCUCCCGGGUUACCAAACGGUACUCGCAAAGAACGUUCAGCGGAUGUUGGAUUUCGGUCGUGAAUGGUCAAAUUCCAGGGUGACUUCCGGUGCGCAGACGAAGGAUUUGUGGUAUCAUCUUACAGACGAAGCUGGGAUUGAAAAGACACCACCAUCCAGAGAAACGGUGACGAGUGAUAGCGCCCUGGCUAUCGUAGCUGGUUCGGACACCACUGCGUCCGCGAUGACCUGUCUGUUUUGGUUUUUGCUCGCGAAUCCAGAGUGUUAUAAACGGUUACAGAGGGAAGUGGAUGAGGUGUACCCGCCUGACGAGGAUGCGAUGGAUACGUCGAAGCAUCCGAGGAUGAAGUAUCUCGGAGCUUGUUUGAACGAAACACUACGGUUGAUUCCACCUGUUCCUUCUGGUGGACCUAGAACUGUACCUAGAGGAAGUGGAGGAAAAGAAUUGGCUGGACACUUCCUUCCCGAAGGCACUCAAGUCUACAUCCCUCCAUAUUCCGUCCACCGCCGUCCUUACCACUUCUACCCUAAAACCGAAUCCUUCCUUCCAUCUCGCUGGUUAUCCGAUCACGAAUUCAACCCAACUUCCAACGCUCCCUCAGACCCCCGGAGAUCUGCCGACGGUGCCGGCGAGGAGGAAAUUCUAAACACUGAAGCCUUCAUUCCUUUCUCAUACGGUCCUACGAGUUGUGUAGCCAAGAACCUCGCUCGAAGGGAGAUGAUGAUGGUGAUAGUUCUGCUCAUACAACGGUUUCAUUUCCGGUUUGAGGAAGAGUUUGAAUGGGAGACGUGGCUUGAUGGGAUACAGGAUUACUUUGUGGCGUUAAGGAAGCCGUUGAAUGUUCGAGUCAUUAGUCGGCCCAGGUGUUGA